GUACACAAACUUUCAGACACAUGAGCCUGCCAUAUCAUCAUACCACCAGAAUCCUCACAACCCCCAGCAAUGAUAUUACACUACUUAGUGGAAUACCUUGAUUUUAAGAGCUGGCUUUUAGGAUUUUUUCUUUUCCUACUACUUCUUGAUAUCAUCAGGAACAAAAAUCCAUCCAAUUUUCCACCAGGACCAUGGCCCCUACCUUUUGUGGGAAACAUUUUCACUGGGCUUGACUUUAAAACAAUAGACAAGCUUGCUGAGAAGUAUGGAGAUGUUUUCAGCCUGCGUUGGGGCAGUGAGAAAACUGUGUUUGUCUCUGGACAUAAAAUGGUGAAGGAGGCUCUCAUUACUCAGCUGGACAGCUUUGCAGACCGACCUGUUGUCCCUCUCGUUCACAAACUCUUUAAUGGACUUGGUGUUGCUCUCAGUAAUGGGUACCUGUGGAAAAACCAGAGGAAGUUUAUCAUCACACACAUACGCCACUUUGGUGAAGGGAAGAAGACCCUAGAGCUGAGUAUCCAGCAGGAGAACAUCUUUCUGUGUGAUGCUUUCAAAGCAGAACAGGGUCUUUUUGAUCCCCAGUUUUUCCUCAACAACGCAGUCUCAAACAUCAUCUCCGCACUAGUUUUCGGUCAUCGCUUUGAAUACCAUGAUGAGAAUUUCCAGAAUAUCUUGCGUUUGGAUGCUGAAGCUAUCUUUCUGGCAGGUUCUACCCGAUCUCAGCUGUAUAAUGCCUUCCCUCGCCUCUUUGAAUACCUUCCUGGUCCGCAUCAGAAGAUUUUUGCUAACUACGCAAAAAUAAUAGAGUUCCUAAAAGAAGAAAUAAGAAAACACAAGGAGGACUGGGAUCCCUCGAAUCCUCUGGAUUACAUCAACAGUUUCCUUCUAGAAAUGGAAAAGAAAAAGAGUGAUCCUGAAGCUGUGUUUAAUGUUGAGAUGUUAUUGGCUGCAAUGGUGGACAUGUUUGAAGCAGGGACAGAAACCACAGCCACUACAAUACGCUGGGGUCUUCUCUUCAUGAUGAAGUACCCUGAGAUACAGAAAAAGGUACAGGCAGAGAUAGACAAAGUGAUUGGACAGUCACGCCAGGUCAGCAUGGCUGACAAACCCAACAUGCCCUACACUGAGGCUGUUAUUCAUGAGAUUCAAAGGAUGGGCAACAUUGUUCCUCUUGGUUUACCCAAGAUGGCUUCUAAAGAUACUGUACUGGGUGGAUUCUUCAUACCAAAGGGCACAACUGUGACUACAAACCUAUCGUCUGUGCUUAAUGACAAGAACGAGUGGGAAACACCAGGCACGUUUAACCCAGGACACUUUCUGGAUGAUCAAGGCCAGUUCCUGAAGAAGGAUGCUUUCCUUCCCUUUUCAGCAGGUAAGAGAUCAUGUCUGGGGGAGCAGCUGGCUCGUAUGGAGCUCUUCCUGUUCUUCACCUCUCUGUUGCAGUGCUUUACCUUCUCCCCUGGUCCUGGAGACGAUCUCAGCUUGGAAGGCCAGAUGGGCUUAACAUAUGCACCCAGACCCUACAGCAUGUGUGUCACCCCACGCUAAGAGCCAAUACACAAAUAUAUAUGCUUUUAAGCUAUUUGUUGUAAGAAACCUUAUUAAAUAAAUAAAUAAAUAAAUAAAUAAUAGUAAGAAGAAGAAGAAAUAAAUAUUCAUGAAUUUUAUUAUAUAUAGUACCCAUUAAUACAUAUAUAUAUAUAUAUAUAUAUAUAUAUAUAUAUAUAUAUAUAUAUAUAUAUAUAUAUAUAAAACCAUUAUAUGACAGCAUUAUAUUGAAUAUAGUUUUCUUUACCAUGACUGCCUAAGAGACUCAUUAAAAAUAAACGCAUUGAAAGUAUCUGCUAUUUGAUGUCAUAUAUGUCUAAUGGUCAGGUCUGGUGAUAUCACAUUCGGAGGUAGGUUAAAAAAAUGUUCCACCAUUAACCAUUGCUGUGUCGUAAAUAGUUUCUGAGAUUACAAUUAGUCUGUCCCAAAUCAUAGUAUGUUGAAAUGAGUACCCCAUCGGAUGGUCUACUUGUCAUGUCGCGACAAACUGUUCCAGAAAGCACCACAAACUACAAACAUGGCUGAUGACUACAAUGCCCAAUGGAACACACAGACACGUCACCUUCUCCUGCAGACUAAGCACACACACCUGUUCCCAAUCACACUGACAAUCUCACCACACUACUUAAGAGACUCUCACACACAAUAUCUUUGCGAAGUAUAUGCGCAGUUGCAUUUUGUCUCUGCCGUUACCAAACCUUGAUACUGCGUUUGUUUAUUCUGGUUUUUGACUUUGUUCUCGUUUACGACCUUGUCUCUCUGCCUUGCCUUGUUUGGACUGUUUGCCUGAUCGCCUGACCUCUGCCUGUCUAUGUUUAUUGAUUUCUGUCUAUGUGUAUUGAUUUCUGCGUUGUUUUAUUAAACUGCCAUAGUUACACUUG
Molecule: messenger RNA, 2429 nt
Organism: Ictalurus punctatus (channel catfish)
Lineage: Eukaryota; Metazoa; Chordata; Actinopteri; Siluriformes; Ictaluridae
Product: cytochrome P450 2J2
Exons: 9
Coding region: 70-1548 (492 amino acids)
Biological process (GO): xenobiotic metabolic process
Cellular component (GO): cytoplasm; intracellular membrane-bounded organelle
Molecular function (GO): heme binding; oxidoreductase activity, acting on paired donors, with incorporation or reduction of molecular oxygen, reduced flavin or flavoprotein as one donor, and incorporation of one atom of oxygen; iron ion binding
Source: RefSeq, a predicted model, not a curated record